AUCAGAGGGUAUUUUUGGGGACGGCAGCUGCAGACAUUCCUAACGGUCGAUCCCUGCAUGCUGACACUGGGGAGCAGAGCUGGGCGAGCAGCAGAGCAGUGUGCUGGCACCGGGAGCUGCAGGACAGAGGUGUUGGUGCGAGGCUGAAGCUCCUGGCCAUCCUCCUGCCCUGACCCCAAGGUGAUGGAGAGCCAUGGGACAGCCCCUCGGUUCCUGGCCUACCCACGCGCCUUCACAGCACAAAGCGGCACUGACGCCAUGCUGAGGUGCCAGAUCGCAGGUGACCCCCGGCCCAGCAUUCUCUGGGAGAAGGACACAGCCCCAAUCCAGCCCUCGGACCGCUUCUGCAUGGAGGCUGAGGGGGACAUGUACAGCCUACGGGUGUCCUGCGUCACCCCGCAGGAUGGCGGCCUCUAUGUUUGCAAGGCCAAGAACUGCGUUGGUGAGACCUAUGCUGCUGCCACACUGCGAGUGGAGGCUGGGGAGCAUCAGCAGGAGGAGGAGGAGGAGGAAGGCCAUGCUGGCUGCCGAGUGCCCACCUUCCUGGUGGGGCCCUCAUCGGCGCGGGUGUGCCGUGGGGAGGACGUGACCUUCUCUUGCCGAGUGCUGGGGCAGCCCUGCCUGCUGCUUGAGUGGGAGAAAGAUGGUCGCAAGCUGAGUGACCUCUUCGAGAGCAGCCACUUUGCAUUGGGCCAGCAGCCUGAGGACUGGCAUUACCUCAAGCUGUUUGGGGUCCGGCCCCCAGAUGCAGGAGUCUAUGUGUGCCGGGCACGCAGUGGCUCCAAGGAGGCCCUGGCUGCAGCUGUGCUCCUGGUGGAGCCCCGGUGCUCCCCUUCUGACAGCACCCAGCCAAGGCGACUGCGGCACACAAGCACCGACACCUGGGCACCGGCACCCAACGGCACAUCAAGAGCCAAGGUGUUCUCUGUCAGCGCAGGGAAGCAUGCCAAGUUCCGCUGCUAUGUCACUGGCAAGCCCAAGCCAGAGAUCAUUUGGCAAAAGGAUGGCAAGGCCGUGGUCCCCGACCGCCGGCACCUGGUCUACGAGGACCGUGAGGGCUACUUCAUCCUGAAGGUGCUGUACUGCCGGCCCCGGGACCAGGGCCUGUAUGUUUGCACCGCCUCCAACACAGCUGGGCAGACACUGAGUGCUGUGCAGCUGCAGGUGAAGGAGCACCGGCUGCGGUUCCAGGUGCCACUGGAGGACGUGGAGGUGGCGGAGCGGGAGGAUGCAGUCUUGGAGUGCCAGGUGCCACUGGGGAACAUCCCCACCACCUGGUUCCUGGAGGACCGGGAGCUGCAGCCCAGCCACAAGUACGUGAUGGAGGAGUGCGGCGUGGUGCGGCGUCUGACCAUCUGCGAUGCCCGCACCGAUGACGACGGCAUCUACCUCUGCCAGAUGAAGGACCGGGGCCGCAGCGUCGCUGAGGUCUCCGUACGAGGGCUGAUUGUGAAAAGGCUGCCGCGGAAGCUGGAUGUGAUGGAAGGCGAGAACGCAGCUUUCUGCGUGGAGACGCGGGAGGCCAUGGAGGGGACCUGCUGGAGCCGCAACGGGCUGCAGCUGCACGAGUCACCACGCACUGUGCUGAAGAACUUUGGCAGGACACACCUGUUGGUGCUGGUGCACGUCACCCGUGAGGACGCGGGCAUCAUCUGCUUCUCUGUCGGGGAGUCACUGACAUCCUCCCAGCUCCGUGUCAAGUGUGUGAAGCGUGACCCUCCCAGCGCACCAAUGGCAGCCCAGCUGAGCACAGAGCAGAGCAACGCGGCCCUGCUGAUGUGGUGCCCUGCAACUGAUAUUCACCACUGCCCGCCCAGCACCUACAUUCUGGAGCGGCGCGAGGCAACAGGCAGCAGCUGGGUGCAGUGCCUGAGCACCGAGCUGCCCGGCCGUGUGCAGGUGCUGGGCGACAGCGUGCCCCGCGAGGCCGACUACUGCUUCCGAGUCUGUGCUGUCAACAAGUACGGCCGCAGUGACCCUGUGGAAUUCCCUGGCUGCGUGCAUCUCGUGCCAGCUGUGUGCCUGGAGAGGGGUCUGCAGGAUGCGCGGGUGCAGGAUGGUGAGGAUGCACGCUUCUCUGUGGAGCUGUCAGCCUCGGUGCAGGGCGAGUGGUUCCUGAAUGAUACGAGUCUGCAAGGUGAGAGGAGUGGGCGUUUUAGUGUGCAGCACUGCGGGACAGAACACUCGCUGCUUAUCCGCUCAGCAAGGCUGAAAGAGAGCGGUGCACGUGUCACCUUUGUGGCCAGCGGUGUGCGGGACUCAGCCACACUGCAUGUGCAAGCCCCUCAGGCCCACAUCGCCCCCGUGCCUGAGGCACGGCGGCUCCGGGAGCUGUUGGCAGGGCUGCCAUUGCUGCUGGAGUGUGAGGUGAACCCGGCGGGUGCCCCUGUGCACUGGCUGAAGGAUGGCGAGGCUGUGGUGCCCAGUGAGACCCUGAGCAUCCAGACAGAGGGGUGCUGGCGGAGGCUGCACAUCCCCACCACUGUGCCAUCGGACUCGGGGACAUACACAUGUGAUGCUGGGGAUGACACCGUGAGCUUUGUGGUGACUGUGAAUGAGGCACCAGUGAGGAUUGUCAGCUCCAAUGAGGAGACCCCACACACCUAUGUGGCUGGGCAGCGUGUGGAGCUGUGGUGCCAGCUGUCCCGUGCCGAGGCCCCAGUGCGCUGGUACAAGGAUGGGGAGGAGGUGGAGGAGAGCGAGAGCCUGGUGCUGGAGCGUGAGGGGCCGCGGUGCCGCCUGGUGCUGCCCUGCGCCCACCCACAGGACACAGGGGAGUUUGUCUGCGACGUGGGUGGUGACUCAGUCUUCUACACCAUCACGGUGGCAGAGUCACCAGUAAGGAUCAUGGGCUCCAAUGAGGAGGCCCCGCACACCUAUGUGGCUGGGCAGCGUGUGGAGCUGUGGUGCCAGCUGUCCCGUGCCGAGGCCCCAGUGCGCUGGUAUAAGGAUGGGGAAGAGGUGGAGGAGAGCGAGAGCCUGGUGCUGGAGCGUGAGGGGCUCCGGUGCCGCCUGGUGCUGCCCUGUGCCCACCCCCAGGACGCAGGGGAGUUUGUCUGCGAUGUGGGUGGUGACUCAGUCUUCUACACCAUCACGGUGGCAGCCCCGCAGGCUCGUAUCACCACAGUGCCUGAAGCUCAGCAGCACCGGGAGCUGCUGGCAGGGCUGCCAUUGCUGCUGGAGUGUGAGGUGAACCCGGCGGGUGCCCCCGUGCACUGGCUGAAGGAUGGCGAGGCUGUGGUGCCCAGUGAGACCCUGAGCAUCCAGACAGAGGGGUGCUGGCGGAGGCUGCACAUCCCCACCACUGUGCCAUCGGACUCGGGGACAUACACAUGUGAUGCUGGGGAUGACACCGUGAGCUUUGUGGUGACUGUGAAUGAGGCACCAGUGAGGAUUGUCAGCUCCAAUGAGGAGACCCCACACACCUAUGUGGCUGGGCAGCGUGUGGAGCUGUGGUGCCAGCUGUCCCGUGCCGAAGCCCCAGUGCGCUGGUACAAGGAUGGGGAGGAGGUGGAGGAGAGCGAGAGCCUGGUGCUGGAGCGUGAGGGGCCGCGGUGCCGCCUGGUGCUGCCCUGUGCCCACCCACAGGACGCAGGGGAGUUCAUCUGUGACGCUGGAGACACUGCUGUCUCCUAUAAUGUCAUGGUGUCAGAGCCACGAGUGCGGAUCCUGCACCCUGCGCAGCACUCACUGGAGCUGCCAGUGCUGGCACCGGGGUGUGUGGAGCUGCGCUGCAAGCUGUCUGUGCCCGAUGCUGCUGUGCGCUGGUUUAAAGAUGGGCUGGAGGUGGAUGAGACUGACAACCUGCAGCUGCUGGUGGAUGGCGCCUGGCGCUGCCUGCUCAUCCCCAGGAGCAGUGCUGAGGACACAGGGGAGUACAUCUGUGAGAGCAAGGAUGAGUCUGUCUCAUUUGAUGUCAAGGUGACAGAGCCCCCAGUGAAAAUCCUGCAGCCGCAGAGACCUCCACCUGUUGUGAAGGUGUCUCCAGGGGAGACAGUGAUGCUGUCCUGUGAGCUGUCCCGACCCGAUGCACCCGUGUGCUGGUCCAGGGAUGGAGUCCGGCUGGAGGCAGGGGGAAGCUGGGUGCUGGAGGAGGAGGGUGCCCACCGUCGCCUGCUCAUCCCUGCUGCCCGAGCUGAGCACGCUGGAAAAUACUUCUGUGAUGCAGCCGAUGAUGCAGUGAUGUUCACCGUCCAGGUGUUAGACCCUCCUGUCAGGAUCCUGGAGAGGGAUGCACUGCCAACCAUCCGGCGCUGCCGGGCCAUGGAGGAUCUGGUGCUGGAGGUGCAGCUGUCUCAUGCCCAUGGGGAGGUGAAGUGGUACAGAGGGGAGAAGCUGCAGGACACGGGGCAUGUGCGGCUGGAGGAGGAUGGGCAGCGCCGGGCACUUGUCAUCCUGGGUGCCACAGACGGGGAUGCAGGGGAGUAUCUCUGUGACACCCACGAUGACAGCAUCAUCUUCUGCGUCACCGUGGAAGCCCCAGAGCCACCAGUGAGCAUCGUGGGGAACACGGGCACGACAGAGCAUCGCAGCCUGGUGGCUGGGCAGGACCUAGUACUGGCCUGUGAGCUGUCCCAGCCCGAUGCUGCUGUUCGCUGGCUGCGGGAUGGUCGGGAGCUGCAGCCAGGGGAGCGGGUGUGCAUUGUGGCCCGUGGGGCGCUGCGGGAGCUCACUGUGCGUGGGGCACAGCCUGGGGACUCGGGGUGCUACGUCUGUGAUGCUGCCACCGACCGCAUGGUGACAAGCGUGGAGGUGACAGCCCAGUCUGUGCGCAUUGUGAACAAGGAGGAGGCGCAGAGCCCGCUGGAGGUGCAGGAGGGGGAUAGCGUGACGCUGGUGGCCCAGCUGUCCCUGGAGACAGCAGAAGCACAGUGGCAGAAGGAUGGGCAGAUGUUGCUCUCGGGCGGGCGGCUGCUGGUGUGCAGUGAGGGCCCAGCACGCAGCCUCACCAUCAAACAAGUGGAACUGGGGGAUGCCGGCACCUUCCUCUGUGAUGCUGGGGAUGACGAGGUGUACUUCACUCUGCAUGUGAAAGAAGCACCAGUGCUGUUUGUGAACAAGCAGGAGGUGCAGGAGAAGCUGCUGGUGCUGGAGGGUGGCAGUGCCGUGCUCUCAGCCGUCGUGUCCAAGGAGCAAGCUGACAUCACCUGGCUGUGCCCCCCGCAGCUCACGGUGCCCAGCGAGUGCUGCCAGCUGCGGUGUGACGGCCGUGUGCACAGCCUGGUCCUCAGCAAUGUGGCCAAGGAGGAUGCUGGAGUCUACACCUGCCUGUCCCCUGAUGACCAGAUGCAGUUCGACAUCAGCGUGCGGGAGCUGCAGGUGAAGUUCCUGCGUGGGCUGUCGGAUGUGCGGGCACGGCAGGGUGAGACGGUGGUGCUGUGGUGUGAGUUGUGCAAGGCCCGUGGUGAUGUGGUGUGGCUGAAGGAUGGACAGGUGCUGGAGCCUGAUGCACGCCACGAGGUCCGGGUGCAAGGCCGGGAGCGCUCGCUGGUAUUGAACUGUGUGGGCCCUGAGGAUGCUGGGGAGUACUGCUGUGAGUCCAACGAUGACCGCACGUUGGCCACGCUGACAGUGCAGGUGCGCAGAGUGGUAGAGAUCAUCGUGGAGCUGCAGAGCCUGACGGUGCUGGAAGGUGACGAUGCCACCUUCAAGUGCAUGGUGUCCCCCGAGGACGUGGCAGUGACGUGGCAGCUGGAUGGGCGACCAGUGGUACCCAGCGAGCGGCUGCAGGUGGCCAGGAGUGGGCUGUGCCAUAGCCUCACCGUGCGCGGCUGCCAGCCAAGUGAUGCAGCUACUGUGACAGCCAAUGCCGAGGGGCUGCUGAGCACAGCCCGGCUCAGUGUGCAGGAGGCGCAGGUUCUGUUUGUGCAGAAGCUGCGGGACGUGGUGGCAGAGGAGCAGCAGGAUGUGUGCCUGGAGGUGGAGGUCAGCCACGAGGCAGCCGAGGUGCAGUGGCUGAAGCAAGGCGUGCUCCUCCAGCCCAGCGACAAGUACCUGAUGUGUGAGUCAGGGCGCCGGCGCACCCUCACCAUCCGCAAUGUCAGCCCCUCUGACCGUGGCACCUACCGCUGCGAGAGCCUGCACGACCGCACGCAGGGCAAGCUCAGUGUGGAGCCCCAGAAAGUGUCAAUCCGGCGGCCUCUGGCUGAUGUGGAGGCCUUUGAGAAGCAGACGGCCACCUUCCUGCUGGAGCUGUCCCACGCCGGUGUGCCUGGGGUCUGGACACGUGGUGGCGUGCGGGUGAAGCCCAGUGCCACGUGCCAGGUCAGCGCCAAGGGCUGUACACACAGCCUGACGCUGGAGGGGCUGGCACUGGAGGACUCGGGCACCAUCACCUUCACUGCUGACACUCUGCGCUGCAGCGCCCGCCUGCUUGUGCGGGAGCCUCCCAUCAGCAUGGUGAAGCUCCUGCAGGACCUGGAGGUCCCAGAGGCAGGGGCUGCCACCUUUGAAUGUGAGCUGUCCCGUCCCAGCGCUGAGGUGAAGUGGCUCAAGGACGGGAUGGAGCUGCGGCCAGGCCCCCACUGCCGCAUGUACUCUGCAGGUCGGCGCCGCCUCCUGCAGCUCAGCCGCUGUGUGCUGCCCGAUGCCGGCAUCUACACCUGUGAGGCAGGUGACUGCCAGAGCUCUGCCACGCUGCACGUUCAUGAGCACCAGGUCCACAUUGUGCAGGAGCUGCAAGAUGCCCGUGUGCAGGAAGGUGACAAUGCUGUGUUCACGUGUGAGGUGUCCCAUGGUGAUGUGGUGGGCGAGUGGUUCCGUGAUGGGGAGAAGAUCAAGGUGUCCAGCACGGUGAAGAUACGGCAAGAAGGCACACGGCACUUCCUGCUGCUCUGCGCAGUGCGCCCUGAGGAUGCGGGUACCAUCCGUUUUGCGGCCAGGAUGGCCAGCUCAGCGGCCAGCCUGCAGGUGGAAGUGUUGCCCAUCCGCAUCGUGAAGCCUCUGCGGGACAAGACGGUGCUGGCACGGCACAAGGCGACGCUGGAGUGCACGGUGUCACACGCCCGGGGUCGCGUUCGCUGGCUGCGCGGGGACACCGAGAUCUUUGCUGGUGACAAGUAUGAGAUCUGCAACCUGGACUGUUACCGCACGCUCAUCAUCCACCGCGUGGGGCCCGAGGAUGAGGACUCAUACACCUGUGAUGCUUUUGAUGACCGCUCCACCGCGCGGCUCCUGGUGGAAGGGAGUUAGGAUCUGGGGUGCACACGGAGCGCACGGACCUCAGGUCCCCAGCCCCCCAGCGCAGCCCCCACCUUGGCACAGCAGUUCCGAAAGGCUCUUUACUGUGUGGCCGUGGCCUCAGCAGCGUUUGGCACAUUUACAAAAGAGGCUGAAAAGGGGGACGGCGGCAGCACGGCGCUGCAGAGACGGCGUGGCAGAAACAUGCAGUUCCUGGGGUGGCAGCCGGGGAUGGGAAAGCACCCGGGGGCACCCCACUCUGGUCCCCCCACAUCCCGCCUGCGGGGAGGUCCUGGCUCACUCCGUAAUAAAUUAAUACAAAUCACA
This is a messenger RNA of Coturnix japonica (Japanese quail), 7506 nucleotides long. It is a transcript of the gene OBSL1, whose product is annotated as obscurin like cytoskeletal adaptor 1. Lineage: Eukaryota; Metazoa; Chordata; Aves; Galliformes; Phasianidae. Gene Ontology annotation, molecular function: protein binding. The record is from RefSeq and is a predicted model, not a curated record.